UAUCAUCUAGCUUCGUAGCUUGAAUAUAGCUGCUGAGAGUGACCGACACAUACAUUUUUAUUUAGUUUGUUUGUGAGCGACAAACCGCUGGGUCGCCACUUUACAAUAACCAAUCUUCGACUAUACCCAAUACCGAUACCACCAGUCGUAAAGUUCAGUGAAACGUAAAUUUUUGAAGUUAAUUUUAAUAAAUUACUCGUGAUAUAAUGGCAGACCAACCUAAGAGCAGAGUUUGCAUUAUAGGGUCUGGAAAUUGGGGUUCAGCUAUUGCCAAGAUUGUUGGCAGAAAUGCGGCCAGACUGCCAAACUUUGAAGAUAGGGUCACCAUGUGGGUCUAUGAAGAAAUCAUUGAGGGAAAAAAACUUACAGAAAUAAUUAAUGAAACUCAUGAAAAUGUUAAAUAUCUUCCAGGGCACAAACUGCCCCCAAAUGUUGUGGCCAUUCCCGAAGUAGUUGAUGCAGCGAAAGAUGCCGACCUCUUAAUCUUCGUAGUGCCCCACCAGUUCGUCAGAACCAUUUGCUCCACACUAUUGGGUAAAAUCAAGCCCACGGCUGCAGCUCUUUCGUUGAUAAAGGGAUUCGACAUUGCGGAAGGCGGUGGCAUUGACCUUAUUUCGCACAUCAUCACGAGAUGCCUGAAAAUCCCUUGCGCUGUUCUAAUGGGUGCCAACAUUGCUUCAGAGGUCGCCGACGAGAAGUUCUGCGAGACAACAAUCGGUUGUCGCGAUGUGACGCUCGCGCCGAUGAUGCGCGACAUCAUCCAGACGGAGUACUUCAGGGUGGUGGUGGUGGACGAUGAGGACGCCGUCGAGAUCUGUGGCGCUCUCAAGAACAUCGUUGCAGUAGGCGCUGGCUUCGUAGACGGUCUCGGCUAUGGCGACAACACCAAAGCGGCGGUCAUUCGAUUGGGACUCAUGGAAAUGAUCAAAUACGUAGACGUGUUCUACCCAGGCAGCAAACUCAGCACUUUCUUCGAGUCCUGUGGCGUUGCUGACCUUAUCACGACAUGUUAUGGUGGCAGAAAUAGGCGUGUUGCGGAAGCAUUCGUGAAGACUGGGCGUUCCAUCAAGGAGUUAGAAGAUGAGAUGUUGAAUGGACAGAAACUCCAGGGACCCAUCACGGCGGAAGAAGUGAACCACAUGCUCGCCAACAAAAAUAUGGAGAACAAAUUUCCUCUGUUCACGGCAGUGUACCGUAUCUGUCGAGGCGAGUUGAAGCCAAGUGACUUCAUCGACUGCAUCCGAAGCCACCCAGAGCACAUGAAACAGCCGGGGCCCAAAAAAUGCUCUCUGUGACCAGCGUGACAAACCGCAUCACAUCUUGCCUCGACUCUGUCGCAUUCCCGUCUACUGCACGUUCCGCACUUGUCUCUACCAGAAACAGCGAUGUACACAUUGAUCAUUUUAAUCAACCGACUGGUGAAACAAUAAUUUAUUUUUAAGCUUACCCCUUUUUAUUUGAAAAAUAAGAGCGUUAAUAUGCCUCUGCCUUAUAGCAAUAGGUAUUGUAACUGCAAUUUAAAGUUAUAAACUGUUUUGUGAUAAAUUAUUGUUUCCCAAUACAUGGUUUUUUAAACAUCACACAAUGGGCAUAUAAUAAAUAACACGUACUUACUUAUUUUUAAAUAUUUAAAAAGGAAAAAAAAUAUUUUAUCCAAUUAUACGGCCUCCAUGUCAUCUGCAAGAGUGUUCGGUGGUGCCAUCUAUAACGGAGCAAUAAAGACGAUAUGUAGGUAUUCAUUAAGUAUCUAAUAAAGUUUUUUUUGUUUCCAGUACCAUUGUGUGUUGUAAGAAAACGAAUUUAAUAUCAUUCUCGUAUGCACAAUAAAAAAACAGGUAUUUAAUUGUAAUGCACAUUAGGAUUUCGUGAUAUGUGCAGUCCGAAUGUAGUAAGUAGGUCCUCCCUCUUCAUUUUGGAAUUGAAGAUGUUGAACGUCGAUUCUGAUGUUUUAAGAAUUUCUUCAAAAAAUUUUUACUAAAUCAAAUUUAUUUCUACAAAUGAAUUUAUUACCUAUAUUUUUGUUAUUAAUCGAUGUUUGACAAUCUUUUUCGUUAUCAUUACUACAAUUUUAUGCAUUUAAACCGUCGAUUUGAGCUUAAUUUCUAAUAUAAGUGAAUGUGUUAAUAAGUGCACAGUUGUUUUAUCAUAUUUCGGUUGAUCACUGUUUUUAAAUUUUACUGCCUUUGUAAUAAUUAAAAAUAACACACAGGUUUUUUUUCUCUUGGAAUCAAAACAGGAAUCUUGCAUGACAAAUUGUAACAAGAACGUCGGGUUGUCGAAAAUUAAUUUAGGAACGCUAGUAAAUUUAAAGAAUCAUUAUAGGAGUAAGUAGAUAAUAAAAAACGUAGGUCGUUCUUAAUUAAGAAAAAGCAUGGAAAUGAACGCCGAAAGAAAUUAUACCCCAACAAAAUUUCAACAAAGCAAUUGAAGUACCUGCGGGUUUCUUUACGAAUGUUGUCAAGACAUUUUUUCUCUUGACAACAUUCAUAAAUGUUCAAAUGAAUUUUUAUGUGUCUAACGUUGACCAAAGACGAUGAAAAUGGGAACAUAAGAAACAUGUCUUGAAAAGUUCUUGAAUAGCAGGGCUGGAUUGUGUUAUGGUUAUAGGCGCACCCUAGGCAUUUCCAUAGGAAAGACACAACCAGUAGAUACAAAUGCAAGGAGAAUAAUGAUAACAUUAUACAAAAAGUAAAUGGUGAAUGGUGGCAGUUGCGAAAAUUAUAUGUAAAAUACUUUUUCAUUUCGCUUUUGAACAAUUGUUUAAGUAACCACUGAAGGAAGUUUUAAGCUAGAACCUAGUCAAAAAAGACCUUAGUCAACUUUUUAAUGUAAGAAUUUUUCAAUGUGUAAUUAUCGCAUGCUAUUGAUAGUAAGCGUAAAUAUUUCAACAUUUCUUUGUACUAUAUGUGUCAUUAUCAUUUCGCUCACUAGAUUGAUAAAUUAGUUCCAUAUAUAUACAUUCAUGUUGUUUCAUAAUAAAUCAUUCAAAAAUAUA
Amyelois transitella is the source of this 2995-nucleotide messenger RNA. It is a transcript of the gene Gpdh1, whose product is annotated as glycerol-3-phosphate dehydrogenase [NAD(+)], cytoplasmic. Gene Ontology annotation, molecular function: protein homodimerization activity; NAD binding; glycerol-3-phosphate dehydrogenase [NAD(P)+] activity. The transcript has 9 exons. Gene Ontology annotation, cellular component: cytosol; glycerol-3-phosphate dehydrogenase (FAD) complex. Gene Ontology annotation, biological process: carbohydrate metabolic process; glycerol-3-phosphate catabolic process. NCBI's taxonomy places the organism in Eukaryota, Metazoa, Arthropoda, Insecta, Lepidoptera, Pyralidae. The record is from RefSeq and is a predicted model, not a curated record. Bases 207 to 1295 code for a protein of 362 amino acids.